Molecule: messenger RNA, 4721 nt
Organism: Mycetomoellerius zeteki
Lineage: Eukaryota; Metazoa; Arthropoda; Insecta; Hymenoptera; Formicidae
Exons: 16
Coding region: 253-4347 (1364 amino acids)
Cellular component (GO): nucleus
Source: RefSeq, a predicted model, not a curated record
AUUGCUGCAUGUAUGCCAUGUACGACGAUGCGUUUACGAGGUGAACACUAUUGGAACUAUCUUCAUCUCCAUUAGAUCUGCUAGAUAAGUGUAUCAAACCGUUAUUUGCAGCAUAAUUAUGUCGUGUCCGUGUCACAGACACGGUUCGUAGAUUCUGUUGUGACAGUGAGAUGCUCGAGCUUGUUACCUCGGUCGAUCGUCGUUCCCUAGCUGUGACUGUUCGCGAGCUUCUGCUUCUGUCAUUUAAAUACAAUGUCCUCCAAGAAUAUGUCAUCCUCUUCUAAGAUCUGUUCCUUCUGCAAUUUGGCCGAGGAUAAUGAGCUGGAAUAUGGAAAAAUCUACGAGCACAAUGGGAUUGUCACCCACUAUUAUUGUUUGCUCUUGUCCUCGAACAUGGAGCAGAAAGGAAAUGAUAACGAAGGCAUCCUUGGAUUUCUUACUGAAGAUAUACAAAAGGAACUUCGCAGGGGAAAGAGAUUGGUAUGCUCAUACUGCAGAAAGCAAGGUGCUACUUUAGGUUGUUGUAACAUAAGAUGCAAACGGAUCUUUCAUUUUCCUUGUGGCAUGAAAGCUGGUUCUCUGCAUCAGUUUUUCGGUGAAUUUAGAUCGUACUGCAUAAACCAUAGGCCAAAACAAAAGAUUGAUAAACAGGUUCUAAAGCAGGCUGCCUCAGUAGAUGUAUUAUGUUAUAUUUGUUAUGAUAAAGUUAACACUAAUGACUUUGUGAAAACGUUAUGGGCUCCCUGCUGUAAAAAAGAUGCAUGGUUUCAUCGCACUUGUGUUCAGCAACUUGCGUUGAGUGCAGGAUAUUUUUUCAAGUGUCCCUUAUGUAACAAUAAAAAAGACUUUCAAAAAGCUAUGUUAGAAUACGGAAUUUUUGUGCCAAGUCAAGAUGCUUCAUGGGAAUUGGUACCAAAUGCAUUUGAAGAGCUUUUGUAUAGGCAUGAUCAGUGCGAUGCACCGAAAUGUCUUUGUCCAAAGGGAAGGAAGUAUACAAGUAAUAACGCUAAAUGGGAAUUGGCUCUAUGUCGUACUUGCGGUUCGCAAGGUAUCCAUAUGUCUUGCGGGCAGUUGAAGUGGGCUAAUCCGGUGUGGGAAUGCGAAGAAUGUACAUCCAUAUUAAGUAAUGAUCGUGUAAGACUAGGCAACAGUUCUGCAAUAGGCAGUACUAGUCAGAAUAGGGAUUCUGAUUCAGAUUUAAAUUCAGACUCAGAUUCAGAUUUGGAUAGUGAUACAGAUAUCUCUGUGGGAACUGACUUCCCUAUACCGUGCGCCUUAACCGAUUCAUCUUCCACCUCUUCCUUGGAGUCUAUUCUGGAUAGCAUUAAUUUACGACCUGGACCACGUUCUUUUAAGUUACAACAGCAAAUGAUCAAGCUAGGCCAAUGGUUGGACUUAACAAAUACCGUGCUUGAAAAGAAUAUAGCUGCUAUUGAAACUAGUACGAAGAAUGAAUCAUUGUCAAAAUAUGAAUCCUUAUCAAAAAAUGACGAUGAGAAGGAAGAGCCAUCGACAAGUAAAGAAAGUAAGGAAAGUAAAGAAAGUAAGAAAAGUAAGGAAAGUAAGGAAAGUAAGGAAAGUAAGGAAAGUAAAGAAAAUAUUCUUCAGCGAGGAAGUAAGAAAGGUGGCUCCCAGAAAGAAAAACAGUUGUUCAGCAAAAAUGAUGAAAAAUUGCAGCCGAUUCAGAAGAAGACGAAUGUUAUCAUAAUUGAAAGCGAUGAUGAUGAUGUGGAGCUUAUUACAUUAACACAAAAAACGAAUCUUUCACCUGUACACAUAAAGCAACCUACACAAGCAGUUCGUGGCAGUUCGUGUCUUCCUAGCACAUCAACAUCGAAAAAGUUAGAUGCAACAGCGGCAUCUAAGAGCCAAAGUGUAGCGACAAUUGAUUUAUUAGAAAAAGAUCAUAUUGAUUUACCAAAACUUAUUGCAUCAGAGAGAGAAGCUUCGAAGAAAAACGAAUUUACCAUCUCCAAGGACGAUGUAGUUACAUCACAAGAAUCUACGUUAGGUCUAGUUACUUCAAACAAUGUGAAAACAGACACGGAAGAAACAAGCGAAUCAUCAUUUAUGAAUAUCAAAAUUACUAAUGUUGUUUCUCUGCCACGUGAAGUGUUCGAAAGCGUACCUGAUAUAUGUGACAUCACACUACAUACGAAUACCACUGAUACCUCGCCUCCUUCUGUAAAUAAAACAUUAGAGCAACUCAUCACUCCUGUCUCGUCGAAGCGUAGCAUGCACGAAGCGAGUAACAUUAAUAACAAUUGCAAGAAGAUCAAAAGAAAUAGUUUCGAUGAAAGAUCGUACGAAACGUGUUCUCGAGCCAGUGUUAUAGUACCUUAUAGAAAUGAGACAAAUAAUAUUCAAAAUGAUGCAAAAAAUAGUAUAAAUAAUACAGAUAGGCAACAAAGUGAAAGAAUAUCUGCAAACAAGUUCAAUCCACUGUUAAGUAAUAAUCAACCAAAUAAUUUAUCUUCACAACACAAUUAUAUACAAAUUCAUAAGGCGAAUGAUGUACAACAUAUGAAUCAAAUUUUAUCAAAUUUGGAAGGAAACGGUGUACGUGUUAAUCUAAACCAGAGGAACGAAAACCGUGUCACACAAGCAAAUACGACAGAAUUUGUGACUUUCACCAAGAAUAAUUCAGUUUUAUUGCCAAUUGGUAGUUAUUAUCUACAACAAAUACCUAACCAAAAUUUUACGGCAAUUAAUCAAAAUGUUGGAAGAAAUGAAACAAACUUGUAUGCUAUACCAUCGAGUAGUGUAAUUCUACCCCGUGUGACAGAUAAUAUCACUGUGCUUAGUAACCCAACUCUGCUUGUAAAUCAACCAGUAAUGACUAAUGUAACUGCGCCUAUUCUGAACGACAAACGAAUAGUAACAGUAAAUCAACAAGAAGCUGCAUCGAAGAAAGAUGUACCUGCUAGUACAUCCAGUAUUGAGAAUAUUUCCACAAACAAGACCUACUGUGACGGGGAUGCAGGCACCAGACCUGUUGAGACUGAAUCUACCAAAUAUAAGAAGGAUGACCCACCAAAUUAUUGCACGCACAGUGUCUUCGACAAACAAACCAUUGCCCCUCAAAGAUCUAUCGCAACCUGCAGCGUCUUCCCACAAAUCACCAACAACCAUACCACAUGUCAUCGACCUGGACUGAUACCGCGUUACGUGAACCUACAGGACUUGAAAUUUCGAGUUUGCGCAUCGAACAAUAUUCAAAUGACUUUAUACGAUACGUUCUCUGUAAAUAUCUCAAUGAAAAACCUCAAGGAAAGUAAGAGAUUAGCAGGCAUAGCUGCACCGCGGGAGGCAAAAGAAAUAUCUACCAUUGCAUCUCGUGAAGCUUCGUGCAGUUCAGAUUAUAUCGACAAUAUCGCAACUGAGAGACAAUGUUCCGACAAGCUUUUUCGCUCUUUGAAGAAUGAAAAUCUUUUAAUUAAUGACAAAACGUACAUAGUGCAUAGUCGAGAUGAUGCUAAAGAGAAUUUAAAUCCAAUCAGAUCUACAGUACUCUCUCUACCACAUAAUAAUACAUUAGAUAAUGUAAAUUCAACAAGUAAUGUUGAUAGCGCAAUGAACAACCGUUUUAGAGACGAGAAUGACAGUGAGACAUGUCUCGUUUCAAGUGAUACUAAUGUAAGUGUAUUAAAUCGAAAAAUUUGCAAUACGAAUGUAGAUAGUGUUGUGGAUAGUGUAUCGCUUAUUUCGAACAAUUGCAACCAAGAUUCACGAGUUGGUUUAGAAACUGUACAGCAACAUAAAGCGUCCAUGCAUAAUGUAAUUUCUGUGCAUACAGAAGAAAGGUCCAGGGCUCAACUAUUUUUCAAGGAAACUAAUAGAAUAAUACACAGUGUUGAUUUUGAUUUAAAUGUUGUUAAUAUGAAUAAAAACAUGGAGAAAAUAUCGCAAAAUGAUAUCACUAUUCUGAGUCAACAUACUGAUAGCGAUAAAAUUGAUAAUGAUCAUACAGACGAUUCUCCGACAUCACAGAACAGUUUAAAAAAUUUAAAUAGUACGAACGUCAGUUCGAAGAUUAAUAACUGGAACGUCACGCGUGUCUCAAAUACUACAAAGUUUAAUGAACAUAGUAUUCUAAAUAAACAGAUCGAUGCUUGCAAUUCUAAAAAGUUCAUUCAAUGCAUAGCGUUUCAAGAAAAUACUGUACGUCAUAAUGGUGAGACUAGGACCAAAAAUAAGGAAUUUUGUCUCAAAGUUAGUAUAGAUUUGUGUAAGAUACAAAAUCUAAUCGAUUCUAAACCGGAAUUAUUCAAAAAUCGAAAGCACAACGCUAAUGAUCAAUGGCAUACGCAUACAAAUCGAUUACCUGACUUAGAUAACUAUGUUUGACGAUAGAUAAGAUACUGUGAUAUUGAAAAUAGAAAUAGGAUGCUUUCCAGCAAAAGACACAGAUGAUACAGUGUAACACAGUAACAUUACACCCUUGUUGUUUGCCAAUGUUAAACGAAAAUGACACGAUCAACUGUAUCAUACUGUGUCGCUUGUUGAAAGCACCAAUAGUAAUUACCCGCUUAAAAAUAGGGAAUUACAGAACACAAAUUACGCGUACAUUGAGCGGAUGCAAUAAAAUGUUAUCCCCGAAAUGCAAAUACGUAUCCUAAAAUAUCAAGUCUCAAAUCAGGGAGUUAAACAUUUCAAUAAAAAUAUCUCAGAGUUAACGUGGAGAAUAUUCUGUAUGAUAAAAAAUAUGGACACUAUAAAUA